AUGUCGCACUCUCACGACGGCCAGACUCAUUCCCAUGAUGGCUUCAAUGCUCAGGAGCAUGGCCACUCCCAUGAGAUUCUCGAUGGUCCUGGUAGCUUCCUAGGUCGUGAGAUGCCCAUCGUUGAGGGACGAGAGUGGUCAGAGCGAGCCUUCACGAUUGGCAUUGGAGGUCCCGUCGGAUCCGGAAAGACCGCUCUCAUGCUCGCCCUCUCCCUCGCUCUUCGAAAGGAAUACUCUCUCGCCGCUGUGACAAAUGACAUCUUCACCCGCGAAGACGCAGAGUUCCUUACCCGCAACAAGGCUCUUCCACCUCCUCGUAUCCGUGCCAUUGAGACUGGUGGCUGCCCUCACGCCGCUGUCCGAGAGGAUAUUUCUCAGAACCUUGCUGCAUUGGAAGACUUGCACCGCGAGUUCGACACCGAUUUGCUUCUCAUUGAGUCUGGAGGUGACAACCUCGCAGCGAACUACAGCCGCGAACUGGCCGACUUCAUCAUUUACGUUAUCGACGUCAGCGGUGGCGACAAGAUCCCCAGAAAGGGUGGACCUGGUAUUACGCAGAGUGACCUGCUGAUUGUGAACAAGACCGAUCUCGCUGAGAUCGUUGGUGCUGACCUCGGCGUGAUGGAGAGAGACGCUAGAAAGAUCCGUGAGGGAGGCCCUACGAUCUUUGCACAGGUCAAGAAGGACGUUGGCGUCAACCACAUCGUCAACUUGAUCAAGAGCGCAUGGAAAGCCAGUGGCGCAGAGGCAGAGCGACGAAGCAAAGGAGGACCCAGACCAACAGAGGGUCUAGAACAAUUGGAAUAA
Messenger RNA from Fusarium coffeatum, 807 nucleotides. RefSeq lists its product as uncharacterized. The record is from RefSeq and is a predicted model, not a curated record. Gene Ontology annotation, molecular function: nickel cation binding; GTPase activity. NCBI's taxonomy places the organism in Eukaryota, Fungi, Ascomycota, Sordariomycetes, Hypocreales, Nectriaceae. Bases 1 to 807 code for a protein of 268 amino acids. The transcript is spliced from 2 exons.